This is a messenger RNA of Habropoda laboriosa, 4038 nucleotides long. It is a transcript of the gene GABA-B-R2, whose product is annotated as gamma-aminobutyric acid type B receptor subunit 2. Lineage: Eukaryota; Metazoa; Arthropoda; Insecta; Hymenoptera; Apidae. The coding region runs from base 1 to 3996 and encodes 1331 amino acids. Gene Ontology annotation, cellular component: membrane; G protein-coupled receptor heterodimeric complex. The transcript has 18 exons. Gene Ontology annotation, molecular function: G protein-coupled GABA receptor activity. Gene Ontology annotation, biological process: gamma-aminobutyric acid signaling pathway; G protein-coupled receptor signaling pathway. The record is from RefSeq and is a predicted model, not a curated record.
AUGGCUGCGGUUGCGAGACGAACCGUUCGACGGCGAUGUGGUCUCUUCGUGAUCGCUUACCUAUGUGCCACAAUUCUGUGGAUCAGCUGUGCGGGCCAAAGGCCGUUGAAUCUUGCCGGUACGAAGAAACGGGACGUCUACAUCGCUGGAUUUUUUCCGUACGGCAGCCACGUUCCCGAGAGCCGCAUUGGUCGCGGCGUGAUGCCCUCGGUGAAGCUCGCCGUCGAUCAUAUCAACGAGGACCGCAACGUCCUCAAGAACUAUCGGCUACACAUGUGGUGGAACGACACAGAGUGCAACGCCGCCGUUGGCGUGAAGGCGUUUUUCGACAUGAUGCACAGCGGACCGCACAAAGUGAUGCUAUUCGGAGCAGCUUGCACGCAUGUGACGGAUCCCAUCGCCAAAGCUUCGAAACACUGGCGUCUAACGCAGCUUAGCUACGCAGACACGCAUCCGAUGUUCACCAGCAAUAGCUUUCCGAAUUUCUUUAGGGUGGUGCCCUCCGAGAAUGCGUUUAACGCGCCUCGCGUUGCCCUCCUGAUGCAUUUCAAUUGGACCAGGGUCGGUACCAUUUAUCAAAACGAGCCGAGAUACGCUCUGGCGCACAAUCGACUGGUCGCUGAUUUAGACGGCUACAGGAUGGAAGUGGUGGAGACGCAGAGCUUCGCCACUGAAGUUACCACGGCGCUCGAUAAGCUGAAAGAGAAGGACGUUAGGAUCAUUUUAGGGAACUUCAAUGAAUCGUGGGCCAGGCGAAUAUUCUGCGAGGCGUACAAAUUCGGUAUGUUCGGAAGAAAGUAUCAAUGGGUAAUAAUGGGAACGUACGCAGAGGAAUGGUGGCAGCGGCCCGUAGGUGGCUGCGAGCCCUCUGAAAUCGCAAUGGCUCUUCAUGGCGCUAUAUUGACCGACCUGCUGCCCAUCACCACGGAGAAACGUUACACUGUAGCUGGGAUCACGACAGAGCAAUAUCGGGUCGAGUACGAUUCGAGACGAGGCAACGAGUACUCGAGAUUCCACGGGUACACGUACGACGGUAUAUGGGCGGUCGCUCUGGCUAUACAACGCGUGGCCAACAGGAUAACGCACUACCGUCGCAAUCAGACCAUGUCUGAUUUCAGAUACAGGGACGCGUUCUGGGAGAAGCUUUUUCUCGAGGCUUUGAGGAACACCAGCUUCGAGGGUGUCACGGGGCCUGUACGUUUCUACGAUAACGAGAGAAAAGCGUACAUUCUGUUGAAACAGUUUCAAAGCGACAGAGAGGUGAAAGUCGGCGAAUUCAACGGCGUGACAGGCGUGUUAAAUCUGAGCAAAGGCGAGCCAUUGGUCUGGUGGGGCAGAUCACCACCGAAAGAUCGUACUCUUCACAUCAUCGAACACACCACCGUAAAUAUUACGAUCUACGCCGUGCUUACAUCCACGGCCAGCGUGGGUAUCGUCAUGGCGGCCAUCUUUCUCGCCAUCAAUAUUAAAUAUAGGAACCAAAGAUACAUAAAAAUGUCAUCGCCGCAUUUAAACAACCUCAUUAUCGUCGGAUGCAUGCUGACCUACAGCAGUGUAAUUUUCCUUGGGUUAGAUUCGCAGCUGUCCAGCGUAACGGCAUUUCCUUACAUUUGCACCGCCAGAGCAUGGCUACUGAUGGCUGGUUUCUCCUUGGCCUUUGGUUCCAUGUUCUCGAAAACAUGGCGGGUACAUUCGAUCUUCACCGAUGUUAAACUGAACAAGAAAGUGAUCAAGGAUUACCAGUUGUUCAUGGUGGUCGGUGUACUGUUGGUUCUCGAUUUGGGAAUUAUGACAACGUGGCAGGUGGCGGAUCCAUUUUACCGAGAAACGAAGCAAAUGGAACCCUAUCCCCAUCCCUUCAGCGAAGAUAUCAUCAUAAUACCAGAAAACGAGUACUGUCAGAGUAACCGAAUGACCAUUUAUUUAGGAUGUAUAUACGCGUACAAAGGUGUCUUAAUGAUAUUCGGCGCUUUCUUGGCAUGGGAGACCAGGCACGUCAGCAUUCCAGCGCUGAACGACAGUAAAUACGUCGGAAUGAGCGUGUACAACGUCGUGAUCAUGUGCGUCACUGGAGCGGCCAUAAGUUUUGUGUUGGCUGACAAACAAGACGCAAUGUUUAUAAUGUUGGCGAUAUUCAUUAUAUUUUGCAGCACCGCUACUCUCUGCUUGGUUUUCGUACCAAAGCUGAUAGAACUGCGAAGAAAUCCUCAAGGUGCGAUAGACAAACGAAUCAGAGCUACUCUCAGACCGAUGUCGAAGACGCGAAGGGAUUCGAGCAUCAGCGAACUGGAGGAACGUCUGAAGGAAGCUACGCUGGCCAACCAAAAGUUCCGAAAACAAUUGUUGGAGAAAGAUUCCGAGCUACAGAUGUUCCUGAGGAGGCUCGAUGAUCAAGCUGCGUCAAACACGCAAGAAGCGAUGGACAGAUUGACCGUUCCGAAACAAGAAGGGGCAGCGGUUAAGAAAGAGGGUCUCUCCAUCACGACAGAGACCACGGACAUUUCGGUGUCGAUGUGCAGUCUAAAUUCUACCACAAUCUCUCAACCAGAGGCUGUCGAGUAUACAAACGUAACCGCAAAUGAACAGCAGCAGCAGCACACCAGCAAGAAGAAGACAUCCUUCUCCAAGGUACCAGCGAUCGCGGUUGAUAGCGAACGAGUCCCUCUGGUUCUUAAAACACAGGAAACAACGAAAGAGAUCGUGGAAAACGCGUCAACAGCCCCACCUUCGGCCCUGAAGCACACGCAGGAUGAUUCUGGUCGACGGAGAAGUCGUUCCUCUGCUUCUGCCAGAGAAACCGAGCCCCUUCUCAUCGAUAGAAGUCCGGAGACGCGGCCACAAGCCGGAAAAACUAACGUCGAAUUUGUACCCGAGAUCGUCGAAGAGGGUGAUGCUGUUAUCCUCGAGGAAACGAAAAUCCCCAGGCAUGGAAAGCCCAUCAGGUGCAAGGACGAUCGUAAUAGUAGGUCCAGACUUCCAACGCCUCCGCCAGCGAAGAACGUUUCCUUCGGUGAACUUCACGAGCAAAACUACCUUGAGCAGGCGAUCCUUCCACCUCCAUUGCAAUUCGUACCCAAGCAUCGACAUUCCUGUUCAGCGGCGAACGCAUCCUCUCAUCAUUUGCUGAAAAGAAGAUCGUCCGUGAAGAACAACGGGAUGACUCAUUCUCAUCACGAGCUGUUCCAAACUCGAAGAACCAGCGUCCCAGCUAACUCCAUCAGCUAUAUUUCAACGGAGAACGUGUCCAAGUCUGAGGCGACGGAAGUCUCCGGCUUCGACAAGUCUUACGUGAUCAGUGAGUGUGGUCACAGGCGAGCGCUGCUCACUAGCACUGGCUAUCGUUGCGAGAAACAUCGCGCGAUGCUCAACGGCUCGGCGGAGACACCACCCCCGGCGAGAAAGCACAGGAAGCACUAUGACUCUCAGAACGCUAGUUCCCCGAGCGUGCCUGCGAUGGUCAGCGCGAGCUAUUCCGACACCGAAAAAUACGAAGAAUCCAUGUCGACGAUCAUCCAGCGAUCGGUGUCCGAGAAAUCACGGGAGAAGUACCCGCGUUUACGUGGCGAAGGACAGGCGAUGGUCGAAUGCCGGCAUCGCGCCGCUCGACGAAUAAGAGAGUGCAGACGAACAGAGUCGAAGCUUAGGCAGCAGGCCCGCCUCGAGUAUGUCCAGAGCACGCCAAAUGUCGCUACUAUUCACAACAACAAGUUCGCCAGUGCGAAUCCUCGGGGGGGCGGAGGCAGCGGCGUGACCGCGACCACCGCUGCCUCCGAAGUAGCCGGUAGCAGUACAGACGUUGUUGGUGGCUCCACGGUCAACGUCUCAAAGAUGUACAGUGCCGUCUCUGAUGGCGAGUUGCUCGAUCUGGCGAUCCUGCCGAUCUUUCAGAAGCUCCUCACGGAGAGGCACAAGAGUUCCUCCAGGGCCGGCUACGGCUCCAGCGUGGCCAGCUGUCCAAAUAUAUCCAUCAAAUGCGACAUCGUUGAAUACCUUUAACGAUCUUCCAACGAUUAGUUUCAAAUUUCACGCGGUGACCCC